Athalia rosae (coleseed sawfly) is the source of this 1900-nucleotide messenger RNA. RefSeq names its product alpha/beta hydrolase domain-containing protein 17B. Gene Ontology annotation, molecular function: palmitoyl-(protein) hydrolase activity. The transcript has 3 exons. Gene Ontology annotation, cellular component: endosome membrane; plasma membrane. Bases 918 to 1784 code for a protein of 288 amino acids. Lineage: Eukaryota; Metazoa; Arthropoda; Insecta; Hymenoptera; Athaliidae. The record is from RefSeq and is a predicted model, not a curated record. Gene Ontology annotation, biological process: protein depalmitoylation.
UUUCAGAGGGAUCAGGAGAGUCGUCUACACCAUUUCUCUACUUUCAACACCACUGCACUUGUCACAAGGGAACUUCGGAAGUGUGUCGACGUCUAUCGCGAUUUGUAACUAAAAGUGAAGCAUGAUUGCGUGAGUUGAAAGAAAAUUAACUGUGGUGUUGUUCCUUGUGGUAAGCAGAUACCGCAUCCGUGUGAACCAAGAGUUUCGUUUAAAGAACUAUAAAAGCAGCUACCGCGUUCGUCUGCCCUGUAUUUCUAUAUUUACGUCAACAAGAACCCCUCGAAUUCGAGUGGAAACACAAUUAAACAGAGGCUUAGACUGAGGGCUUCCCGUUACGGAAACUCGAACGAAACCUCAACAAAAACCUCACAUAGAAAAAUCGUAGAAAAAUAAAUAAUUUAACCACGAAAUGUGAUAAGAUGAACAAAGUUCCGUAAAGAAGCGAAAGAAAGAAGAAGAAGCAGCCGCGAAGGCAAAUCGUUCUCGCCUCCCUCCUCUUGCUCCGCUCCGCGUCAUGGGUGAUUAAUCAGAAACCUAAAAUUUCAAAUUCGUCAUUUCAUAGUGGAGUCUUCUAUCCUGACAGUACUCUACAUACAUGCUUUUGUGCUCCCGCAUCCAGUACCACCUCCGCGUAUGCGCCACGGUAACAAAUGUUGUCGUCGUUGUCCCCGACGUCGCAGCAUUACAUAGAUCAUCACGAUGACGACUAUGAUGAGUCAAUAAUAACAGCUGGGUCUAAUCAGAAUGUCUCUUUGAAAUUAUCUGACAACAAAUUUAAGCAAUAGCAAUUAUAAUCUAAUAGUUCUAAUCAGUUUUAAAUUAUUUUGCCCUCCGUGCCCAGGUGAUAGUUGUGCUUAGAACCUCGGUAAAAUCGCAAGGUAUAAAUCAAAACAGUCUUCGAUAAGGGCGAAUUAACCAUGAACGGUCUCAGUCUAAGCGAACUUUGCUGCCUAUUCUGUUGUCCUCCUUGUCCUUCAAGGAUAGCAGCCAAGCUAGCAUUUCUGCCCCCGGAACCUACGUAUUCCUUUACGGAAGAUGAGACAUCGAGCUCGAAAUUCACCAUAGCAUUAUCUGAGAGAGCAGAGUGGCAGUACACCGAACGAGAAAAAGAAUCCGUGGAAGGUUUCUAUGCACGUACGUCACGAGGGAACCGAAUAGCCUGCUUGUUUGUAAGGUGCUCAGCUACUGCGAGAUUCACAAUACUUUUUUCUCAUGGAAAUGCUAUCGACCUCGGUCAGAUGUCAAGCUUUUAUUUAGGUCUUGGCUCGAGGAUAAACUGCAAUAUAUUUAGUUAUGAUUAUUCCGGCUAUGGAGUUUCUGGCGGAAAACCAUCAGAAAAAAAUCUGUAUGCAGAUAUAGAUGCUGCGUGGCAUGCCCUCAGAACUAGGUAUGGAAUCAGUCCAGAAAACAUCAUCCUGUAUGGUCAGAGCAUCGGUACUGUGCCUACUGUCGAUUUAGCCGCAAGGUAUGAAGUUGGGGCUGUUGUUCUUCAUUCCCCGCUGAUGUCCGGGAUGCGUGUAGCCUUUCCUAACACUAAGAGAACUUGGUUCUUCGAUGCCUUUCCUAGUAUAGACAAAGUUCCCAAGGUAACGUCGCCUGUCCUAGUGAUUCAUGGUACCGAAGAUGAGGUCAUAGAUUUUAGCCACGGCCUAGCAAUUUACGAGAGAUGCCCGAGAGCUGUGGAACCUUUGUGGGUCGAGGGAGCAGGCCAUAACGACGUUGAACUUUACAAUCAGUAUUUGGAGCGACUAAAGCAGUUUGUAAGUGUGGAGUUGGUCAACUGACGGCGACUAAGCCUCUCCCAGGGUCAGGGGGGGCAAGUGGGAGGGCAUGUUCGUGUGGUGAAUCAAGGUGGCCACUCAGUUUCUAACAACUCAAAUACUACGAGUUCGAUCUCUAC